UUACCUCUGUAUCUGUCUAAUCGUGGAUUGGAGGGUUUUGUUUUUCUUGUUUUGUUUUGCUUUCUUUUGAUUUUUAGCUGAGUUCUUCCCUCUGAGUCUAACGCGCACUGGCAUUUUACGGGUGUAUGUCAAAGGGGGCUGAAUGAUCGAAGCCCGGGUCUUGAUUUCAUCAUUCUCUCCUGCUCCCGUGUCUGUCAGAUGUUUUUUCUCUUACUCUCUCCCUUCCACCCAAGUGCCAGGUCAUCAGCUUACGUUGCCACCUCGUUACAGGUGGUGGUCCUUACGAACACUCCUUUGGAGUACCAGCUACAGGUGGGUGAGGUCUGUCACAGCCGUGGAAUCAAGCUGGUGGUGGCAGAUACUCGGGGCUUGUUUGGGCAGCUGUUCUGUGACUUUGGAGAGGAAAUGAUUGUCAGAGAUUCCACUGGGGAAGAGCCACUGAGCGCUGUGAUUUCCGUGGUCACCAAGGACUGCCCUGGAGUUGUCACCUGCCUGGAGGAAGCCCAGCAUGGGUUUGAGAGCGGCGAUUUUGUCUCCUUCUCGCAAGUCCAGGGCAUGAGUGAACUCAAUGACAUGCGGCCCAUAGAGAUCCAAGUCCUAGGUAUACCAGGGCUGGGGGUGGUGAGAAAUGGUUGGCCAGAGCAGACGGAAAGUGAUUGGUGGGUGAGGCUUGUCCCAGGUGCGCAUUUCUGUGGUCUGAGCCGAAUUGGAGGCCAGAAGAGAGGUGGGACUGCAAUCUGAGCUGGGGUGCAGGAGAGACGGGCACGGGGUCUGACUGCAAAUACGUUGCCCAGAAAGAUGAAGGAAGAAGAACUUUAUGGUACUAGUGUUUUCCAUUUCCUUUGGGAAAAAGAAAA
Molecule: messenger RNA, 857 nt
Organism: Fukomys damarensis (Damara mole-rat)
Lineage: Eukaryota; Metazoa; Chordata; Mammalia; Rodentia; Bathyergidae
Product: ubiquitin-like modifier-activating enzyme 1
Exons: 3
Coding region: 199-741 (180 amino acids)
Molecular function (GO): ubiquitin-like modifier activating enzyme activity
Source: RefSeq, a predicted model, not a curated record